[Torrubiella] hemipterigena is the source of this 1015-nucleotide messenger RNA. The record is from the annotation of a GenBank genome assembly. NCBI's taxonomy places the organism in Eukaryota, Fungi, Ascomycota, Sordariomycetes, Hypocreales, Clavicipitaceae.
CUUCCAACCUCUUUUCCUGCAUCACCAGAGAAUGUCAUAGCAUCCAUCGACUCUUAACCCGCCAAUACCACCGCAAUUAUGGCUGAGCAGGCGAUGGAGCAGCUCAAGGGCAUUCUGAAGAAGCCGCCGCCCCCCAAGACUGCUGCCCAAGACGCCCGUGAAGUCGCCAUCCAGCAUGCUCGCUUUCUCCAGCAUCGCAAGGAUCUCGAGGCUGAGAUUCUCGACAGUGUUAUCUUGCUGUCCGAGUUCCCCUUAGUUCGCGAGGCUCCCUACAAUGCCGCCAAUCCCGCUCCAUCCGACUCCGCCAGCUUCAAGAUGCACAUUCGACUGUUUCAGCCCUCCGACUACGACGACCUCAUUGUCGAGCGCAACGUCAACGAGUUGUGCGGGUACACGCUAUGCGGCAAGCCCAAAAAGCACGCAGCAGCCGGUGGCAAGUGGAAGCUUACCACCGCUGGAGACAUCAUUAAGCGCGAAGACUACGAGAAGUGGUGUUCGCAAAAGUGCGCCCGACGAGCUAUGUAUGUCAAGGUGCAGCUCAACGAGACGGCGGCCUGGGAGAGAGCCGGUAUCCCAGAUAUUCACAUUGAUCUUCUCGAAGAAGAGGAGACGCAGACCGAAGCAGAUAUUGCUGUCAAACGCCUAGCGGAUCUGCGGCUCGAAGACCAGCGCAAGGAGGCUGCCGACGCUGCGGCACUGGCGACAGAGCGCGGGCAAAAGAGCGUGCUCUAUGCCCACAAAACGCUCGAGAUCAGGCUCAAGGAGAAGACUCCCACAGCCCCGAGUCCGGAUGCGAUGUCAAUAGACGAAGCAAAGGGCAGUGGCGACCACAUGGUCGUGGAGGGAUACACUCCUAAACUGGACGAUAUGAAGGCAAAGAAGGAGAGCAGUAGCUCAUGAUUUACUUUUCCAAUUGGCGUUUUAGGGGUUGAUGGUUCUACGAUUUCUUUUUACAGGAAGCAGACGGUUCUGCAUAGUUGAUACCCAGAAGAAAAAAAUAUAACAUGGAACAGAA